Messenger RNA from Parascedosporium putredinis, 753 nucleotides. The record is from the annotation of a GenBank genome assembly. Lineage: Eukaryota; Fungi; Ascomycota; Sordariomycetes; Microascales; Microascaceae.
AUGAAGAAGGCGCUCAUCGUACUCAGCGCCCUCGGCUGGCUCCAAGCCGCCAUGGCCGGCGGCACCGGCGACAGUUCUUGGAAGGGAAAGGACGAUGGCUGGCUUGAGGGCGGCCAUCACGAACGCCCUGGUGGCGGCGUCUGCUGCCACAACGUGCCUUGCCAGCAGGCCAUCGCCGAUGCUUCCAACUUUGAGGGCUACAUCGAGUGUGGUUGGAACCUUGGAACCUUGCCAAGAAAGUCUAUGAGCCCAGAGCACCACCUCCACCGUGGAAACUCGCAUCCUGGGCACCAUUACCGAAAUCUUUUGUUCCAGACCGUCGCAACCUCAACCUCGGUGGUUUCCUCCACCACCACCCUCACCAUCACCCUGGAAGAUGGCGACGGGAAGAAGAAGCGCGACACCGGCGAGGCGGCCAAUCCCACCGGCGGCGGCACCGGAGGCCAAGUCCCCGACUACGCUGCCGAGGCGUGCGGAUCCUGGGAAAAGUACCUCCUCGGCUGCAAGUGCCUCGGUGCCGAGCCCUCUACCAUCACCCUCUACUCGCCCACCUACACCACCGUCGUCACCUCCACCUCCGUCCUGACCGUCUCCCGAGUUCUAGUGGACUACAAAACUGUCACCACCACGAAACCCAUAACUGCUGUCGUCACCUCCACCACGAUCGCCACCGUGACUACUACAGUGAUCCCCGAUCCGGUCGAAAAUAAUAACGACGAUGGCGCUGCUGAUGAUGCUGCCCCCACUUUCUAA